AGCAUCUCUUCACUAAAUACACCAACAUGACGAGCACCGACAGAUUAGCAUCCGCGCAGAAGAGACAGCGCAUAGCGACACCAAUCCUUAAAAGCUCGCCUACCCCAUCUCAAUUGCGUUAUGACUGAGUUAACUUUGAAUAGAAGAAGGAUGGUCUCAAGACGUCAGCAAAACAGAAUCACAACGACAACUGAGAAGCUCAAGCGCUAAAGAGGUCCAGCAGCCUCGGAAGGAUACUACGUCUCCCUUCCCACACAAGGAAAAGGCAUCCGCACUUCAUUUUGAUUGUCGCACGUAGCUGAUAUAUCCACAGAAUUGCCCAACUCCUCCAAAGACUCGCAAGCGACCUCGGCAACCUGAAGUCGAGCGAGAUACCGAUUACAGACAAAUUAAACGGCCUCGGAAACCUGAUUGGCAACCGUCACCAGCACGGCAACCUACACACAAGAAGCGACGGCGAGAGACCUUAGAUCCCGUUCAUAAGAAUUCGACAGACCUUUCUCGAAAGCGGGCAUGGCCGUACUCUAGAAAAGCUGCCGUUGAGCCUUCAAUUGGCGAAGGGGAAACUGAUCCAGUCCUCCAUUGGAUAAAGACGCAUAAGUGGCCCAACCGAUACUCUGAACAGAGUGAUGACAAUAUAAGCCAUCUACUUGCUAAGCAAAAGUCUACAACCUCCUUACGUCGAAAGCGAUCAGAAUCAUCCUCCUUCGUACCUCCCUCGGUCACACCAAGCUCGACUACUCCGAGCGAUCAGAAGCCAAGAGAAGUCAAAAGUGCCCCUAACCAAGAUGCACGCUAUGAGACUUUACUCUCCACCAAAGGAAGCUUCAUGGAUGAGUCGGAUUUAGGAAUCACAAAGACAAGCCAGCAUACAUAUCUGAAUUUGCUUGAUGCAGAACAGACAGUGCCCACUGAUUCAUUAUUUCGCGAUGAUAUAUUCAAACGCACUUGUCGGGGUAUCACGAACAGAAAUGAGACAAGGAUCAUCCGGGAUAUCUCAUUAUUGAUUGUGCCCUCCGCGGAAACCCUUGCGAAAUACGGCACUGAUUCUCUUAAUAUCUUAAUUGAGAGCGUCAACGAAGGCUGGAACAAUUCUGAUCCUCUAACAAGCAUACGCCCCCAGCCUGACUACUCUGUUGGAUUCAGGCGUGAGGCGUUUACUAAAGAACAACUGAACAAGCUUACUCCUUACAUUGGCAAUUUCCUCAAUGGGGACCACUCGCUGUUCAUGGCCACGUACUAUAUGUACUUUCCGUUUCUCACAUGCGAGGUGAAGUGUGGUUCCGCAGCGCUCGAUGUUGCAGACCGACAGAAUGCUCAUAGCAUGACUCUGGCAGUAAGAGGUAUUGCAGAGCUCUUUAAAUACGUUGGUCGCGAGAUGGAGGUACACCGAGAAAUCCUUGCCUUUUCAAUCUCACAUGAUCACACUUCGGUUCGAAUUUACGGUCAUUAUCCCGUUAUUGAAAAGGGGAAGGAUAUCACUUUCUAUCGCCAUCCGAUCCACAAGUUUGAUUUUACAGCAUUAAAUGGGCGAGAGAAAUGGACGACAUAUAAAUUCACUAAGAACAUCUAUGAUCUAUGGAUGCCGUCCCACUUCAAACGAAUAUGUUCUGCUAUUGAUGCGAUACCGGCGGAUCUGGAUUUCAGUGUCCCUGCACUUUCCUCUCAGAGUUUUGGACUUUCAGGGAACCUCGAACGCUCUCAUCUUUCAGAAUUAACCGCGCUCGAACCUCAAUCGAGGGAGCCCAGCCAGCAACGUGUUAGUGAUAUAGGAGAUACUACUCCAAAUACCUAA
This is a messenger RNA of Botrytis porri, 1795 nucleotides long. RefSeq lists its product as uncharacterized. NCBI's taxonomy places the organism in Eukaryota, Fungi, Ascomycota, Leotiomycetes, Helotiales, Sclerotiniaceae. The record is from RefSeq and is a predicted model, not a curated record. Bases 830 to 1795 code for a protein of 321 amino acids. The transcript has a single exon.